Pyricularia oryzae 70-15 is the source of this 464-nucleotide messenger RNA. RefSeq lists its product as uncharacterized. The coding region runs from base 306 to 464 and encodes 52 amino acids. The record is from RefSeq and is a predicted model, not a curated record. Lineage: Eukaryota; Fungi; Ascomycota; Sordariomycetes; Magnaporthales; Pyriculariaceae. The transcript has 2 exons.
AAAAAAAAAAAAAAAAAAAAAAAAAAACCACCAGCGACGGUAUUUCUUGUCGCGUACGUUGCCCUGGGUCGCAAGUUCUUCUUCGUACUACAAAGCCAGACGGAAGCUGGCGUUACAGACUAAGACAUACUCCAGCCCCUUUUUUGGUUCAGCUCGACUUCGUAUAAUCGCAGGCGGAGUUUUAUCGAGGGGAUCAAAUUGACAGAUUACAAUGCUUCACAUCGCUGGAUACCAAUAAUAGUUUCUGGCGCUUUUGCAUUUAAAAAAGGGAUCAAUGCCGGAAACAAAUCGCAAGGUCGGUAAACAUGUGUCAGGAAAACAAAAAGGACAAGAAAGCCAAGGAGUCAAGCCAUGGUUUGAACGAAGGUUUUCAGGGAUCGCGUAAUCUCACCCAAAUGGCUUCGAGGGCGAAGCGCCACAGCUUUUGGAAAGGUCAGAACGACGAUUCUGUGACGUACUCUUGA